Molecule: messenger RNA, 1053 nt
Organism: Lentinula edodes (shiitake mushroom)
Lineage: Eukaryota; Fungi; Basidiomycota; Agaricomycetes; Agaricales; Omphalotaceae
Exons: 4
Coding region: 1-1053 (350 amino acids)
Biological process (GO): primary miRNA processing; rRNA processing; regulation of gene expression
Cellular component (GO): nucleus
Molecular function (GO): ribonuclease III activity; double-stranded RNA binding
Source: RefSeq, a predicted model, not a curated record
AUGGGCCAUGUGCAACGACGACUCGCAUCUACGACGGCGAAGUUAGCAUCUUCUCUCUCCACCGCACAUCUACAGAAAUUUCCUCCAAAAGAGCUUCUCUUUGUGAAAGGCAGAGAAAUUCCGACAGCGACCAUUGACCCGGAAACCUGGGCUUCCUUACAACCUCCUCCACCGACCGCUUUAUCUGCAUUCGCCCACAGAAUAGGCCUUUCUUCUGUCCUCACUUCAACAGAAGUCAUACAGCAAGUAUGCACUCACCCCUCUUUCCUCCAGCAUUUUAAACAACAUAAACCGCACGAGCAAGAACCGGCGACGAAUGGUCAACUUGCCGCAAUAGGGAAUUCAUUAAUGGGUCUUUUUGCAACGGAAUAUGUUAGAGCAACAUAUCCUUACCUUCCAACGCGUGUCAUGAAAGCCGCUGUCACUGCCCAUGUGGGGCCAUUGCCUUGUUCAAAUGUUGCGCAAGAAAUGGGUGCAACUCCUUUGCUACGAUGGCAUAGAUCACGUGGUACACUGUUGAAACCUGGUGUUCUACAUUCCGACGCGUUAGCAUCAAUACCAAGAGCGCUCACUGCUCUUGUGUAUCAACGACGUUCUCUUCCAUCUGCCCGACAAUUCGUUCAUUCCUAUUUCCUUAGUCGAGAAGUGGACUUACGUGGAAUGAUCAAGUUUCUUGACCCAAAGAAGGCACUACUGGAGAUGGUGAAAAAAUUUCAACGGGAGCUUCCAAAAUCUAGAUUAUUAAAAGAGACUGGUCGUUAUUCAAAUUCACCUGUCUUUGUCGUUGGCAUAUUCUCGGGAGAGGACCAACUGGGAGAAGGCUUCGGAAGUUCACUGAAAAUGGCGGAAUAUCGUGCCGCGGAAGACGCACUCCUUCGUGUUUACCUUACACGGACACCACCACAUCUCAUUCAGCUGCCGUCACAAACAUUCCCUAUGGGUGUUGGCGAUGUCUACAGGAAAGCUCCAGAAGGUGACUACAAAUCUGCGGAUCUAGUCGAAUCGGAGAUCAUGUAUGCCAGCUCGGGCAACAGCUUUACACGUAGCUCAUAA